Messenger RNA from Solanum stenotomum, 681 nucleotides. Its product is annotated as thioredoxin-like protein CXXS1. The record is from RefSeq and is a predicted model, not a curated record. The transcript has 3 exons. NCBI's taxonomy places the organism in Eukaryota, Viridiplantae, Streptophyta, Magnoliopsida, Solanales, Solanaceae. Bases 86 to 463 code for a protein of 125 amino acids.
UAAAAAAAAAACCUCCUUUUUUCAUCUCGUUAAUAACUAUUUUGGAUAAACACAAAUUUGGCCUUCUCAAUUGUAAGCAGGAAUAAUGGAAGUUCAAGAACAGGGGACUAAAUCAAGAGUUGUGAAGGUAGACUCUAAGGAAUCAUGGGAUUUUCAUGUAAAUCAGGCCACACUUCAAGGAUGCCCUAUUGUGGCACACUUUACGGCUGUUUGGUGUAUUCCCUCUGUGGCUAUGAAACCCUUUAUGGAGGAAUUGGCUUCUAUGUACCAUAAUAUGUCCUUUCUCACAGUUGAUGUGGAUGAGGUCAAGGAGGUGGCCAGAAAAUAUGAGGUGAAAGCCAUGCCAACAUUUCUGCUGCUGAAAGGUGGAGUGCCAGUUGACAAGAUAGUUGGUGCAAAUCCAGAUGAGAUGAAGAAAAGGAUCCACGGUCUUGCUCAAUCAAACCCCACGGAUAUACCCUAGUCCAAGUACAUAUUACAUAUACUAACAUAAAUAUAUAGUGUGCUACAAAAGGUUAUUUUGUUUGUGUGGCUUCUGUUGUUUCAUCUUUAAAUGUCAGACAAUUCCAUAUCCAAUUAUAGGAGUGUGUUAAAAAUAGUAAUGUCUUCAAGGUGUGUAUGUAUAAUGUAACAAGUUAAUGAACUUGAUAUGCGAUGAAAGGCUCUUCUGUACACUGAGAA